UUUAAUUUAUUUUCUCAGCAGUUAAAUCUCAUUUACAUAAAACUACAGCAAUAUUGUAGUUAUCACGGAAUUAGUUUGUGAAGCGGAGUGGAAAAUAUGACUUUAAACGUCGCAGUUCUGCUUCGUUUCUUAUUGUUGUUGUUUUGGGGAACUAACGCUAAGCUUACCGACCGAGGUGCAGCAGGCCCAAAUCCGAACAAAAACUCGCUUGUCGACCGGUCUCCUCUCUUCGUGUACAGCUGUCUACAUAGCCGCAUGUGACACGCGGUAUGUUUGGUGCUAACCGGAAGAAGUUUAUGGAGGGAGGUAUUGAGAGCGACUACGCAGACGACUCCAGCCUCUACUACAGCCAACAGUCCAUGUUCCCUCCUCACCGUGCUGACAAAAAUACAGGCGUGUUACCUCCACAGUGUGAUGUCAGCUGGCUGUUUUCAUCUGCCUGCCAGGAGUCUGAACAGAGGCUGGAGAGGAUGCUGUCGUCUUCCUCUGCUUCCUCAACGGGUCAGCUAUCGCAGCUAGGAGCCAGUUUAUAUGGCCCGCAGAGUGCUUUGGGGUUUCCCAUGCGCGGUAUGAACAGCAGCUCAGCACCGCCAUUAAGUCGAAGUGGGCUCAACCAGUCUGCCAGCCAGCUCUCUAGUCACACCACAACACCCAACACUGGCACCAUGCACACACCUCCCUCACCGAGCAGGGGUAUUCUGCCAAUGAGCAGCCGAAGCGUGCUGAACCACAGCCAGCAGGUGGGGGGUCCGACGGGUCAAGCAGGGGGGAUGGGAGGGGGAGGAGAGAGGGGAGGUGGCACUGGAGGAGGAGGGAGGAGCGGGAGCAUGGGGAGUCCCAGCCGGUCGUCGCCCAGCAUUAUCGGCAUGCCCAAACAGCAGCAAGCACGGCAGCCUUUCACUAUCAACAGUAUGUCGGGGUUUGGGGUGAACAGGAAUCCCGGUUUCAGCAUUAACAACUCCCUGUCCAACAACAUCUUCAAUGGCACAGACGGCAGUGAGAAUGUGACAGGGUUGGACCUGUCAGAUUUCCCGGCGUUAGCAGACAGGAGUCGGAGGGACGGAGGCUCAAAUCCCACCCCAUUGCUCAACCCGCUCGCCGGUCGGGCUCCCUAUGUUGGCAUGGUAACCAAGCCGUCCAGUGAGCAAUCGCAGGACUUCUCCAUCCAUAACGAAGAUUUCCCAGCUCUACCUGGGCCAAACUACCAAACAAAAGACCCCACCAGCACCAAUGAAGACAGCAAAACGAAUCUGAGCUCAUCAGGAAAGACCACCUCUAACUCGGAUGGCCCAAAGUUCCCUGGCGAUAAGAGCUCCGCACCCAGCAACAACAACCAGCAGAAGAAGGGGAUCCAGGUGCUCCCUGACGGGCGUGUGACCAACAUCCCGGUCGGCAUGGUAACAGACCAGUUUGGCAUGAUCGGCUUGUUGACGUUUAUCCGGGCGGCAGAGACGGACCCUGGCAUGGUCCACUUGGCACUGGGUUCUGACCUCACCACACUCGGGCUCAACCUCAACUCACCCGAGAAUCUCUAUCCUAAGUUUGCAUCUCCCUGGGCGUCGGCUCCUUGUCGACCGCAGGACAUAGACUUCCACGUCCCCUCAGAGUAUUUAACCAACAUCCACAUAAGGGACAAGUUAGCAGCUAUCAAGUUGUCUCGGUAUGGUGAAGAUCUGCUGUUUUAUCUCUACUAUAUGAAUGGAGGAGACCUACUACAACUCCUGGCUGCAGUAGAACUCUUUAACAGGGACUGGAGGUACCAUAAAGAGGAGCGGGUUUGGAUCACUCGGGCUCCAGGGAUGGAGCCCACGCUGAAGACCAACGCCUACGAGAGAGGGACCUACUACUUCUUCGACUGCCUCAACUGGAGGAAGGUGGCCAAGGAGUUUCAUCUCGAGUACGACAAACUAGAAGAGCGACCUCACGUUCCCUCAACCUUCAACUAUAAUCCCGCCCAGCAGGCCUUCUGAUUGGCUCUCCCUCCUCCUGCCUGCCUGCCAUUGGCCCUCCUGCCUCAUCACUCAUCACCCCUCUAGGUUUUUCCCACCUCCACAUACUUUGUGAAUCUGGUCAGUAAGGACUUGGGACACCUUUCUGAAUAGACUUUAUCUUUUUUAACUUUUCAUGAUUUUCUUUACCCUUUUUUAAGCAUUUUAUUCCCCACCCCUCCUCCAUGGUUUUGGCUCAGUUGGUCUGUUAAGUGGAGCACAGAAUUCAUGCCAACAGACAGCACAGUACAAUAACAAGCACUGUAAAUAACUGUCCACCUGAUUAGGUGAUUCAUGUUCUUAAGAACUGACUAUUUUUGUCUAGAGAAGCUUUUAAGAAGAACCAGAUUUUAACCCAGAGCAUAGGAUGAAAUCACUGGUCAGGAUGGAUAAUUAUUUCACACUGUGUCACACCUCCGUCCUUUCCUAGCAUCACAAAUCAGAACACACCCACAUCAGCAGUCAGUCAGGAGAGGACAUGCAAUGUACAUUGUAGCACUAUUUCAUAAUAAAACAAAAAAGACAGUUUUUGGUUUCUUGAUGUUAUGUGACGAUACCUGAUGCAGCAGCAGCAAGUUUAGUUUGAAAGGUUCACCUGUGGUUCAGCAUAUUGACCAGUUUUGGUCCUGUAGAAAUCUGAGUAGUGUCAGGAAUUGGUGUCGACAUUUCAAAACACUAAAGAUUAAAGGUAUAGUCGGCGAUUUUAGCAAAAGAAUGUUUACAUUUUCGUCAUACAGUUUAACAAGUUGUUUCAAUUAGGACCUUGUAACCCCCUCACAAUUCAUCAACGUGCAUUACCAUGGCAACGAUACUACCGACUGCAGGAAGAGCCCAUGCCAAAGGAGGCGUCAGAAAACAAACGAUUGGGGCACAGAAUGUGGCGAACCAGCUACAGACUCCACUUUUAUUCUCUCACAACAAUCUCCAGCUGCUCUAGCUGAAGUCAGAACAACCGCAACAGCAUCUGCAAACUAGCAAUUUAACUGAAUGUCCCAGGAAAAGCUGAUUUAGCAAACAGGCUAACGUGACAUUAGUACAAAGAUUAGCCUGCCUGGUUGAACGACAUCAUAGUGACCAUAACAAUUUUCAGUGGCACUCAGCAAGCAGUUUACCCACCUGUUCAUCAGAAAAAGGGCAACCUCUGUGUCCAUCCUCAUCCCUUUAAAAUCCCGAAGCUCUCUCCAUCUUUUGAACCUAGCACAUAGCUACAUUUACACAGGUCUCUGACUUUGCCUGCUGUACAUGGAGCUGGUGGCGCUGGUACCUUUUCAGCCAUCUCUCCCUUUCACCUGCACAAAUGUUGUGAAUUUACUGAACCAAUUUGAAACAACCCCCCUCCUCCACAUACACACAGACACACACACUAUAUGGUGCACGAGCAAGAGCGCUGCCUUGUGCUGAUUGGUUGAAAAUAGCCGGUCCACCUCCAAUCCUUUUUUUUUGUUUGUUUGUUUUUUUUGCCAGUUACAGAGUGAGCACUGCACAGCGCCGCCUAGGGUUUGUGGAGCACAUGAACCGAAAGGCCAGGCAGAGAAAACUGAGGAAAAUUUAGCUGAAUAUGACAAAAUGUGUAAUGACUUAGAAUCGCUGACUAUACCUUUAAGCCUAGUUGUUGCUCUAGAAUGAACGGCAAUGAAACUUUAAUAUUUUCAAAAAUCAAAACAGUGGAAAUGUUCUGAAAAUUAGACUUUAAGGAAUCAUUUUGUAGGCAAAAUGUCUCAGCAGGGAGAUUUUUAUCAGCCAGUGUGGCUCGCUGAGGUGUUUUUAAUGGAGGAAUCUGACAUAUCAGGCUUUGACACACGAGACCUGUUAGUAGGAGGCGUUCAUUGAUUGGUCUGUGUCUGCACACAGGUUUGUUGUCAAGAAGAAAAAUAUAGAAUAUCACCAGAUGCAACAGAACAACAAGUACUACCAUGCCCAGAAGAAAGCAACAGAAAGAAAAAAAGUGGAUUUUUGUUCACAUUAUGUCAAAACUCACUGGGUGAAAGUAACUGGCUAGAAUACAAAAUGCCAUAAUCCUUUUUCACACUGAGCUGUUUGUUUUCAUCCACUGCUUUUCAUCUGCCUUUUAUUAUUUUGUCCCAGCACUGAGCUCCUGUUCUCUGCAGCUGUUUCUUGGCUUUGAAUAUUUAAUGUCUUGUUUAAGUGUUACAACUAAACUAACUCCUCCCACAUUUACUGGCAGUGUCUGGUAUUCUGCCUGUCAACCGUGAAUCCAGUCAAGCCUAUGGGAGUGACUGCUCUCAAGGAAAACUUGGAUGUUUUGGGAAAUAUGGCCAUUGGCUUUCUUG
Molecule: messenger RNA, 4279 nt
Organism: Monopterus albus (swamp eel)
Lineage: Eukaryota; Metazoa; Chordata; Actinopteri; Synbranchiformes; Synbranchidae
Product: CCR4-NOT transcription complex subunit 2
Exons: 16
Coding region: 270-1970 (566 amino acids)
Biological process (GO): regulation of DNA-templated transcription
Cellular component (GO): CCR4-NOT core complex
Source: RefSeq, a predicted model, not a curated record